Molecule: messenger RNA, 1314 nt
Organism: Parasteatoda tepidariorum (common house spider)
Lineage: Eukaryota; Metazoa; Arthropoda; Arachnida; Araneae; Theridiidae
Source: RefSeq, a predicted model, not a curated record
ACUUUUUUCUUUGAAAGGCAUUUGCAUGUUUGGUGAUAACUGUUGGUAUUCUCAUCCAAACGCUAAAGAGGAUGUUCAUUAUAUAUCUCAAUCUAGUAAUGAAGAGCAGAAUACUGGUCCUACCCAUCAACGGACAAGGGGUCUGGAUAUUUUUCCCGCCGCGAGAAGUCUUCAAAAUUUCAACACCAGUUUAAAUGGUGAGGCAUCUCUUUGUGGUGAAUCAGAUUUACGCGAAUGGAUAAAUGCACCUGAAUUCGUGCCGGCAAACAACAAAUAUUUAGCCACUUCUUCGAAAUCAAAUGACAGUGGUGAUAGUUCACAAAAUGAGCAGACUUCUGAAUCAUCAGCUAAACUGGAUAUGGAAUUCUGCCCACAUUUCUUUGAUGGUAUUUGUCCAUUCGACGAUUGCCCAUGCAUCCACGGAGAGUUAUGUGAACUGUGUCAAAGAUAUUGCUUGGAUCCUUUUGAAGAAAAGCAGCGAGGUCUUCAUAUUGCAGUCUGUAGGCAUGAGCGAGAAACGGAUAUUCGACGUGAUUUGUCUUGUGGUAUAUGUUUGGAUAUCGUAAUGGAAAAAGAUCGAGUUGCAGACCGUCGGUUUGGUAUUCUCGAGAAUUGCAAUCACGUGUUUUGUUUAUCCUGCAUUAUUAAGUGGAGAAAAGUGCGAAAUUCUCAUGAGGAAGAUUUAAUAGAUCCUGCUGUUACUCGUGCUUGUCCCGAAUGUAGAGUGCCGUCUAGAUUUUGCAUAACCAGUAAGAAAUGGGUUCAUUCCGAAGGGGAAAAGGAGAUAUUAAUUGCUGACUAUAGAAAGUCUUUGAGCACAAAACGUUGUAAAUAUUUCAAAAACGGUAAAGGAAUUUGCCCCUUUGGUGAAGAGUGUUUUCAUCUUCAUGCAAUGCCUGUUAUUCCAUCAGUAGCUGUCCAGAAAAGUCGCUUUAAUAAUAGAAUGUUUAGGAACUCAAGAAGAUGGUGAAUAUUUUGUAAUCUGCAAUGUGCCAUGAAGAUGAUGGUACAUGAAAGUACUGAUAGCGCGUUUGUAAAAAGUGCAACAUUUGUUUAGAUUUAACUGUGCAGGAAUUUUUUAUUAUGUUCCGUUGAAAUUCUCUCUUCAAGUGCUGAUUUUAUUCAUGUUUGCUGCAUUUGACAAUUGUAACUGCGAAAUGUUUUUUUUUAAUUAUUUUUUAAUUGCUUCCUUUAUUUUAACUUUAAUCGUCGCUUCUAGUACACAUGUUUUGAAUUUAUGUUUUUCUAUAAGUACUUUCUUUUAGUUACUUUGAGUGUAGAACCUAUUAAUGUGAGUCCUAUUUAAUGAAUGAU